AUGGUCGUAUUCGACAACCACGAGUACCUCACCGAGGAGGAGAAGCGUCUCAAGGAGGACGCAGAUCGCAGCAGGUACUGGAAGAAAUGGGGCCCGUAUGUUGCCGAACGGCAAUGGGCUACAGUGCGAGAGGACUACAGCGCGGACGGUGACGCUUGGGGCCACUUCACACACGACCACGCGCGGUCUCGAGCGUUCCGCUGGGGCGAGGAUGGGAUUGCCGGGGUGUCUGACGCCCACGGUUUACAGAACAUCGCUUUUGCUUUCUGGAACGAGAGAGACCCUUUCCUGAAGGAACGCCUCUUCGGGUUAGCGAACCCCCAGGGGAACCACGGCGAGAGUAUAAAGGAAGCCCACUUCCACCUCGACAAUACCCCCCAUUCCUACAUGAAAUACCUCUACAAAUACCCGCAGAGAGAGUUCCCCUACGACGACCUCGUGAAGGAGAAUGCCGAGAGGACAAAACUUGAGCACGAGUACCAGCUUAUCGACACCGGCAUAUUCGAUGAAGACCGGUAUUGGGAUAUCGUGAUCGAAACUGCCAAAGAAGCAAACGACCCUGACGAGCUUCUCUUCCGGGUUACGGCGUGGAAUCGGGGCCCAGACCCGGCUCCUCUCCACAUCAUCCCUCAUGUCUGGUUUCGGAACACGUGGGCCUGGGGCAGGGAGACGAUAGACAAGAAACCGUCUAUAUCGGAGUAUUCCGAGAAUAUGGCCCGGUCCAGACAUUAUAAGCUCGGUGACCGAUACGUGUUGCUAUCGCCUUCACCAGGUGUCGGGAUGAGCGGCGAAGAUGUCCAGCCGGAGCUCAUAUUUACCGACAACGACACCAAUUAUCAGCUUCUAUAUGAGCAGGAUAAUAAGGUUCCCUACGUCAAGGACGCCUUCCAUCGAUACAUUGUCGACGCCGAGAAGAGUGCAGUGAAUCCGGCCCAGACUGGCACGAAAUGCGCCGCGUGGUUUCAAUUCAACGAGUCAGGGGGCGUUGCCCCCGGCGAAUGUGCCGUCAUUCGUUUCCGGCUGUCGAAGAAGAACGAGACCUACCUGGACGAAGAAAUCUUUGAUGAUGUAAUCGAAAAGAGAAGAGAAGAGGCAGAUGAUUUCUAUUACCGAAUCAGCCCCCUACCAAUGUCUGAUGACCUUCGCAGUAUCCAGCGCCAGGCGUUCUCGGGCAUGAUGUGGUGUAAACAACAUUAUCAGUUCAUCUGGGACCAAUGGGCCAAUGGGGAUCCCGCCCAGCCUCCACCCCCCCCUGAGAGAAAGGCCAUCAGGAAUGCUCAGUGGAAACACUUGCAUAUCGACGACGUCCUGUCCAUGCCAGAUUCAUGGGAAUAUCCCUUCUUUGCGGCAUGGGACUCUGCGUUCCACUGCAUCCCACUCGCCAUGAUCGACCCGGAAUUCGCUAAGAAGCAGCUUGACUUGUUUACUAGAGAGUGGUACUGCCACCCGAACGGCCAGCUCCCUGCCUAUGAAUGGAAUUUCGGCGACGUGAACCCGCCAGUUCACGCCUGGGCUACUUUCCGCGUAUUCAAGAUCGAGCGCAAAAUGUACGGGAGGCAGGAUCUCGACUUCCUCGAGAGAGUGUUCCAGAAACUGCUAUUGAACUUCACAUGGUGGGUCAACCGGAAAGAUAAGGAUGGUAAGAAUGUCUUUGAGGGGGGCUUUCUCGGCCUGGACAACAUCGGCAUCUUCAACCGCUCCGAACCCCUCCCGACCGGCGGCAUCCUGGAACAGGCUGAUAGCACAGGGUGGAUGGCCUUCUACUCUCUGUGCAUGCUGAAUAUCGCCCUGGAGCUGGCAAAGCAUCGGAGGAUCUACGAGGACAUCGCCUCCAAGUUCUUUGAACAUUUCGUUUUCAUCAGCGACGCCAUGACAUUCAAAUCUGGCGAGAAGGAUGAGAAGUCUCUCUGGAACGAUGAUGACGGGUUCUACUACGAUGCCAUCUCCUACGGCGGGCCGUGGGUGCAACAGCUUCCUGUCCGGUCGCUUGUUGGGCUGAUCCCGCUCUACGCUACACUGACGUUAGAACCAGAAUUGAUCAACAAACUCCCAUCUUUCAAGAAGCGUGUGGAUUGGUUUAUGGAGAACCGAUGCGACUUGGCCGAGAGGAAUAUGGCAAGUAUUCGGAAAAGAGGCAAGGGAAACCGCAUUCUCCUCUCGAUGGUCAGCAAAGAUCGGCUGGAGAAGAUCCUGACGCGGAUGCUCGACGAGGACGAAUUUCUCAGCGAGCAUGGUAUCAGGUCCCUUUCUAGAUACCAUAAGGAAAACCCAUUCUCUAUGGACGUCAACGGCGAAACGUUUACGGUGGGCUACGUCCCGGGAGACUCCGACAGCGGCCUUUUUGGCGGCAAUAGCAACUGGAGAGGUCCUAUUUGGCUCUGCGUUAACUUCCUCCUUGUCGAAUCUCUUCAACGAUUCUACCUGUUCUACGGACCAAAGUUCCAAGUGGAAUGUCCUACCGGGUCUGGGGAAUACAUGCAUCUCGGGCACGUCUCAGAGGAAAUCCAGCACCGAUUGCAACACCUCUUCGCCCGUGGUGACGAUGGUCGGCGAAGCGUCAACGGCGGAAACGAUCUGCUUGACUUCGACCCGCACUGGAGAGACCACAUGUGGUUCCACGAAUUCUUUGACGGCGACACAGGCCGUGGAUUGGGAGCCACGCACCAGUGUGGCUGGACUGGCCUGAUCGCUCGGAUGAUCCACGAUACGGGCAUAAGCUGCCGCCUACCACAGACCCCCCGCACCCCAACCGUAGGCAUGGCGCACUACUUUGACGACGUCUUUCAUCGCAGCAUUCGCAAUCCCGCUAAGCCACACAGAGGGCAUGUGCGGCGGUCGUCGACAGCGAGGUCUAUCAGCGCGCGUAGCGACUUUGACGCCUCGGUUAACGGCGAAGAGUUUGAUGUCCGAAGCGUCGCGCCAGACGACCCUGAACGCGAAGCACUGCGUAAGGAGGCGGACGCGCACUUGCACCACUACAUUUCAGAGCAGCUCCAGAGGGUUAAGGAUGAUGACGAUUACGAGGGAUACGGUGGUAGGGAUGAGUACGAAAUUAACCCGUAA
Molecule: messenger RNA, 3063 nt
Organism: Durotheca rogersii
Lineage: Eukaryota; Fungi; Ascomycota; Sordariomycetes; Xylariales; Xylariaceae
Product: Six-hairpin glycosidase
Exons: 8
Coding region: 1-3063 (1020 amino acids)
Biological process (GO): protein N-linked glycosylation; oligosaccharide metabolic process
Cellular component (GO): endoplasmic reticulum membrane
Molecular function (GO): Glc3Man9GlcNAc2 oligosaccharide glucosidase activity
Source: RefSeq, a predicted model, not a curated record